CAUAAAUCCAUUUUCAACCGUAGUAAUACAUACAUCCCGCACUGUUGUCCAACAUAAUGACUGUCUAUUCCUUGGGGCUUCUGCUGGCCUCUUUGGCUGCCCUCGUUCAAGCGCAACAGCCCAAUCGUCCAAACGACCUCAACAUCACUCAGGCCCAAGGUAAUGCGUACGGUUGUUCUUCUAAGGCCUGCCUAGAGAACCUACAAACAUUCGAGGCAUUGGACCGUCCGAUCUUUGGAGAUGUUCCCUUCAACUAUGACUUCUACGCCACCGCAGAUAACUUUACUAAAUCUAAACCUGGAGACUUGUUGAAGCUUCAGCGACAGAAUUCCACUCUGUAUGAUAUCACCCCUGGCAGCUCGUUAUGGUUCAUCCAAUAUACAUCUGUCGGUGUUGGUGGACAGCCAGUCCCAUCCACUGGGUUUAUCCUUCUUCCCUAUUUGAGUGAGGCAUCCAACAAAACACCGCUUAUUUCAUAUGCGCAUGGUACUAUCGGAACUGUCGCUGCUUGCGCCGCGUCGUCUUCUUAUAACGGGUACGAUUACGACAGCUGGAAGCUUCUCCCACCCCACGGAUUCGCCGUGGUUGCUACAGACUACGCGGGCUUGGGCAACAACUACACCACACACAAGUACGGAAACCCGGUCAUUAACUCAGAAGACGUAUAUUUCGCUGUUGUUGCCGCCCGCAAAGCUUUCCCAAACGUCUUCACCACUAAAUGGGCUUCUCUCGGUCAUUCUCAAGGCGCUGGAGCCAUAUGGGGUCUCGAGGAGAAUCCCCGUGUUGCUUCUAACCAGAGUGGCGAAUACGUGGGAGGAGUUGCCGUAGCUCCUAGUGCGAGACUGAAUGAUCUCCUGACCGCCGUUCCUCUUUCUGAGGGAUAUGGAUUCGGCCCCCUGAUUGUGAACAUCUUCCAGUCCCUGAAUUUCUCCAUACAGCCACCCGUCUUAACCCCAGAGGCCAUGAAGCGUUACCCGCUGAUGAAUGCGCUUGGGCUCUGCGACAAUUCAUAUGCGGGCCUCAACUUUGACCUCCCGAACCAUGGCAUAUUGAAGCCUACUCCUGAGCAGAAUAAGACGAUUCAUGAAGCUUACACCAAAUUCCAAGACCAGUAUGGCGCCGCGACCGGGAGAAAAGGAUACAAAGAUUUCCUUGUUGUACAGUCCCAUGACGAUGAGAUUGUGAAUUACACUGCUACGAUUAAAGCAUACGAUUUCGCCUGCAAAAAAGGCAACAUCGUUCACCUGAGCGUGUAUCACAACCUCACCCACGACGAGUCAAUGGCCGCUUCGGCGCCUGAGUGGCUCAAAUGGCUCAGUGAUAGAAUUUCAGGUGUGCCACUUGCCAAUGCAACCAAAUGCACCAUACAACAGAAGACACCCUUAUACGUCCCUUCGCGUUCUGGGUUUGGGCUGGCGUGAUUAUGGAUAACGCAAGGCCUCGGUUCCCGCCUUAUUGGACGCUCUUAUAUUACUAUUGAUCCUGGGCUCAUCCUUUCUUCCCUCGUUCUUCUGCAGUCAUCCAUUUUUGGAAAAAACUCCAACCGGCUCCAAUUUUCGCGUGCGUCCAAGGCUCACUGGUCGUUUCCUUGUCACGGACCUGGUGGUUGUAAAUGAGGAAUGCUGGGGACCAGUAUGAAAACUCUAAGGGGCCAGUAUUUUGAAACCCCCCUGUAUACAGUGCACUUGGUAUAAAGAAGAAAGGACAUAAAGAACAAUCAAAUUACGAACUACUAGUAAUUAUUAGGUUUCCAUUAUCC
Molecule: messenger RNA, 1759 nt
Organism: Trichoderma asperellum CBS 433.97
Lineage: Eukaryota; Fungi; Ascomycota; Sordariomycetes; Hypocreales; Hypocreaceae
Source: RefSeq, a predicted model, not a curated record